CUUAUAUUUCCUAAGACCGAUUUGGGGCAAUUGGAAUUUAAAAAACAAGAGGAGCCGUCUCAUGAGGCUCAAGUUGAGCAAUGGAUCGAAAACCUUUUGAGUUUGCUUCUUGAAGAAGGCAAAUUACAUUUAAUCGAAUGGCUUCAAGAAGUUUUACGCAAAUUUGCUGAAGAGAAUCAAGCUAUUGAAAAUGGAGAAGAGAAGCACGCGCACAAGCCUGAUAAUGCGGAGCAAUGGGACGCGUUAGCCCAUGAUGAACACUUCACGGCGCUUCUUAGUGUACUCGAGUUUAGAAAAAUUGUUG
Molecule: messenger RNA, 304 nt
Organism: Dentiscutata heterogama
Lineage: Eukaryota; Fungi; Glomeromycota; Glomeromycetes; Diversisporales; Gigasporaceae
Source: the annotation of a GenBank genome assembly